Molecule: messenger RNA, 557 nt
Organism: Apodemus sylvaticus (European woodmouse)
Lineage: Eukaryota; Metazoa; Chordata; Mammalia; Rodentia; Muridae
Product: 40S ribosomal protein S27-like
Exons: 2
Coding region: 1-321 (106 amino acids)
Biological process (GO): translation; ribosomal small subunit assembly
Cellular component (GO): cytosolic small ribosomal subunit; ribosome
Molecular function (GO): structural constituent of ribosome; RNA binding
Source: RefSeq, a predicted model, not a curated record
AUGUUCUUCGUGUUUCUCUUAUCUUGCUGCAGACUGGUGGAACGGUUCCUCGUGGACCUGCAUUUGUCGAAUAUUCCUCUCUCAAAGGAUCUUCAUCCCUCUCCAGAAGAGGAGAAGAGAAAACACAAGAAAAAGUACCUGGUGCAGAGCCCCAGUUCCUACUUUAGGGAUGUGAAAUGCCCAGGAUGCUAUAAAGUCACUGCUAUCUUUAGCCAUGAGCAAACGGUAGUCUUGUGUGAUGACUGCUCCACUGUCCUCUGUCAGCCUCCAGGCAGGAAAGCUGGGCUGACAGGAUGCUCGCCCAUAGGGAAGCAGCACUGAAAGCACUGAUUCAAGAUGACUGAGAACUAUCCCAAUAGACACAUUUUUGGAUAAAUAAAACAAACAAGAACAAACAAAAACCUAGUCUGAGCUCCAAGGGCGAGGUGUAGAAGAUGUCCAGCCCACUCUGCCUCAUGCUGAAUCAGCCUCCACCAUGCUGGGUUACAGACUUACACAACCCCCUCCCAGCUCCAAGGCUAGACUGUCCCAGCUGCCUAAGGACCUGCCUCCCCUGC